Molecule: messenger RNA, 3509 nt
Organism: Owenia fusiformis
Lineage: Eukaryota; Metazoa; Annelida; Polychaeta; Sabellida; Oweniidae
Source: the annotation of a GenBank genome assembly
AGAAUGUGAACUUUACAAGACAAUAGGACUUGAUGUCUUUGGAAUAGUGUUGACAAGGACCUAGAGAAAGUCUAUAGCAAUGAAGGACACACCACAAAGAAAUUCUGGUGUUAAUAACACACCACUUGUGAAAAAAUCAUUCCAGGAGCACAUAAAUGAAAAAUGUCAGAAGCGGGAAAGCGCUAAACAAUCACCAUCUGAUAUGGUAACUCUGAAAUAUCUCCAAGACAAUGGGUUAACAAAAGUAAUUUCAAAAUCUUUCUCAUCUCAAAAAAUGCCGCAUAUCAAAAGGAACAUGUCUGAGCCAUUGUCGAAGAAGUCCAUAUCGGAUCCUGAGCUGAGGACUCAAAAUUUGACUGUGAAGACUGAAUUAGGAAAAACAGACAAGAACUUGGUCAGAUCCGCUUCAGCUCGCGUUAAACGUUGCCCUAAGAUCCAUAGUGAAUGGGCAGUGGAUUCGAAACCAAAGUUAACAGAAUUUGAUGUUUCUCACUUGAAAACAAAGGGAUUACCAGGGCCUAAUAGAAGAAGUCAAAGUAGUUCUGAACAAGUUAGAAUGCCAAAAAUCGCCAGUGAGAAGGCAGUUCCAAUGUUAAGACCAUUAUCCUAUAGGAAACACACCUUAGCUCAUGUGAACAGCAACCUGAAAUCUUAUAACAUACGGCAAAAAGAUGGACCCAUUGAUAAACUAACCGAGUCAUUAGAUGUGCACCAUAUUGCAAAACCAAGUUCGGGAAGAUUAAGCCCCAGGUUUCAACAGCCAAUAAGAAAACCAAUGAAAGCCAUCCAUGUGGAUAAGAACAGGGAGAAAAUGUUCAUAAUGUCAUCUGGAUGUGGUGUUAAAUACUGGUAUAACUAUACUGGGUUUGAAUGGAGAGAUACACCAAGAGAAUCAGAAAAGUCAGAAACUGUUAAAAAGGAUCGUGAAAUUCUGUCUCAAAUAGAUAGGAUCUUGUCAAAACAGGAGCCUAUUAGAUACUAUGGUACAUCCAGUAAGGUCUAUCACAGAGAUGAUCAACGGGUGCAAUCACCAAGACCACCAACAUCACCUCGGAGGACAUUUCAAAAGAAUACAAACCCAAGGCAAGAUCAGAAGGAAUUUAAAGACACAGCAAACAUUAUUGGAAAAUCUGUUCAAGUUUCACUUUCUUCAGAUCAAACUGAGAAUGUUCAAGGGAGGACUAGAACUCUGAAUCCUGGUAUGGUUGGAUUACCAUCAUUUACAAAAAGUCCUACUUCAGAAAUAGAUGCACAGCCAAAGGUUUAUGCUAUUAACAAUAAUACCAAUAAUCAAGGAAAGGAAAACACUGGUGAACGGCAUAGAUCAGUAAAAAAUGAAACCAUUUACAGCAGCAAUACACCUAUAAAAGUGAAUAGAAGAGAAAAUACUCCAACAGACAUAAAUGAAGCCCCAAAAUCCUUCCUUGAUAAAAACUCAUAUUAUGUACUUCCUAAUCUUAAACCAGGAAAUUCUGAAUCUGAAAGUGACUUUGAUGGAAUGAGUGAUUCAGAAAUGGAUAUUCACCUAUCAAGUUUUACUCCAAAGGUUCCUAAGGUGAUUAUUAAGAAUAAGAAUUCUAUCACACCUGAGGCACCUAAAUCCCCUAAACCAAGAAGAAGGAGGCCGAUAAAUACAAGUCAAACUCUGAUCCUGAAGCAGAAGAACAUGGAGGUCCCAGUAGCACUCCCAGCAGAUAAAAUGCUGGAACACAAGAACAGCUUUCCAAUACAAGAAGAUGCAUUCCCAAAUAAUCAAAAUCACACAUGGGAUAAAAAUUCCAGACAAAGGAAGUUGAUGAAGAAGAGAAAAUCUAGCAAGAAACUUAUGGUCAAACAAAGCAAAAAUGAUGAAAAUAACAUUGAUGGGCAACCUAAUGUGAACCAGACUAUCAUUAUGAAGAGAAGACCAAAAACAUCAAAAACAACGAGACAAAGGCCUAUUGUAUCAAAUGUGGCAGAUAAACCAUACCUAGUUCAGGAUGUCCAAUCUUAUAUGAGCCUGAAUGACCAAAGUGAACCACAAGAAGGAUUAAUCUCACGUGACUAUGAAUCAAAACAUCAUGUGAUUCAAGAGAGCUCUGACAAUAUAACAGAUACACAGCAUAAUGUGAAUCAGACUGGCAUCAUGAAGAAAAGACCAAAAACCUCAAAGACAAGGUCUAUUAAAUCGAAUGAGACUGUUAUAUCAUUCCAAGUUAAAGAAGUCGAAUCCUAUCUGGGCAAGACUGGCCAAUUGAUACAAGAAGACUAUACUAAUGACAAAGGCCAUGACAGAGACCUGAUUGACAGUACAGCAAAGAUAUAUAAUGAGACUAAAGUUAAUGAUGAUGAAGAAACUGAUUAUGAAAAGGAAAUGAACAAUGAAGCUGAAAAAAACAACGAAACAGAAUCAGAUGAAGAAAGUAGCACAUCUUCUAAAGAGGAGACUACUUUUGCAUCAGCUAACAUAUAUGAUGACAUAAGGAAACAAAUGAAUCAUGGCACAGAGGAAAGAAGAAAAAGUUUAAAAAUCUAUGAUGAAACAGUGAGUGCUUCAACAAGAAGGCAACGGAGCCAUAGUCUUGGUUCUACUACCCUUUCUGAAAGAAUCUCAUCAUUAAGAGACACGGUCUAUUCUAAAUCCAUGUUUGACAUGUCUGACCUUUCAAAACAAAAGUUGUAUAUAAUUGAAGAGAGACCUGUAGAUUACUAUGGAGAUGGUGAUCAUGUUGUCAAACAAAAUGAUAGAAGGGACUCCUCUCUGCCUGAUAUCAUCAUUGAACCAGACAGAACACUUCCAGAGUUUAUAGUUGAUGAUGACAUUGAUGUUCAGCAUAUGUACCACAAAUAUGCAGCCCACCCAGCCCUCAUGAAAACCCUGAAUAUAGAAAAUGAUGAUCAAACCAUACAUGGUGUUGACAUCCCUGAGGCUGUAGCAUAUGACCUGGAUACUCCACACAAGACAUGCAUCAUUGAAACACCUGAUCAAGAUCUCCCACAUAUUAUGGUGGAUUCAGAGAUAGAAAUGCCUCUGCCCAAAUACUUGAUCUAUCCUUCAUUACAGCACAGAAUGAACAUCCCUAUAGGGAAACAAAAUAAUGAUGAAGGGGUGCACAAAGGGAAUGACCUUUCUCUAUUACCUCCUAUUAUUAAUAUAGAGGCAUGUGAAGAUAUGGCAACCCAUAUUAGCAACAAUGAUAGACUGAAAUCAGGCUACUUGUGCCUUCCCUUUAUAGACCACUCAGAACCUAAUGUUAAUGCACUGUUCCAUUAUUGGAAAAAUAAAUCAAGUUGAGUCUUAAUUACAUGACCCCAACACUCAAACCUAGACAUGUGGGUCAGAAAAUAGAAAUUAGAUGGAUCGUGAACAGUGAAUUGGUACAAAAUAAGGAUUGUUUUUGUAAUAAAGUGUAGAUCUACAUGUAAUAAAUGAAUGCAAUUGUACAAACAUAGAUACACAUAUUCUUUUUCCAUAUACUGUAUCUUGCUUCCUACAUUCUGUUACUUUCCUGUAGAUUUCCACUUUCUCU